AUGGCCGGCCGCCUCGGCCGCGGGAUGCGCUGUGGCAAGCGGGGCCGGAGCUGCCGGGGCGAGGGCGCGCUGCUGGCCCUGGGGCUGCUGGCUGCCGUCGGCUUCCUCGCCUGGCGGCAUGGCCCGCCGCCCCGCCACGCCACGCUCCGCGCACCGCAGCCGCCGCCGUCCGCCGACGCGGAGCUGCUGCGGAAGCCGGUGUACGCCAAGCCGGCCCUGGACCUGAGUGCGCUGGGCGAGCUGGGCCGGGCGGUGCGACUGGAGCUGAGCCCAGCCGAGAAGCGCCGCCAGGAGGAGAGCAUCCGGCUGCACCAGAUCAACAUCUACCUGAGCGACCGCAUCUCCCUUCACCGCCGCCUGCCCGAGCGCUGGAACCCGCUCUGCAAAGAGAAGAAGUAUGACUAUUAUAGCCUGCCAAAGACCUCCGUUGUGAUAGCUUUUUAUAAUGAGGCUUGGUCUACACUUCUGCGAACAGUUCACAGCGUUCUUGAGACAUCUCCAGAUAUACUUUUGGAAGAAAUUAUCCUUGUAGAUGAUUACAGUGACAAAGAACAUUUAAAGGAGCGUUUGGAAAACUACGUGGCUGGCUUACGCAAAGUGCGUCUCAUCCGUGCAAAUAAGCGUGAGGGGCUGGUUCGAGCACGGCUGCUGGGAGCAUCCGUGGCGAAAGGAGACAUCCUGACAUUCCUGGACUGCCACUGUGAGUGCCAUGAGGGCUGGUUGGAGCCCCUGCUGGAAAGGAUUGGAGAAGAGGAAUCAGCUGUUGUUUGCCCUGUUAUCGAUGUCAUUGACUGGAAUACAUUUGAGUACUUGGGAAAUGCUGGUGAGCCCCAGAUUGGUGGAUUUGACUGGAGACUGGUCUUCACUUGGCAUACUACACCUGAAAGAGAACAAAAAAGGAGGAAGUCCAAGACUGACGUGAUCAGGUCUCCAACUAUGGCAGGUGGAUUGUUUUCUGUGAGCAAGAAGUAUUUUGAUUAUCUUGGUUCAUAUGAUACAGGAAUGGAAGUCUGGGGAGGAGAAAACCUUGAAUUCUCAUUUAGGAUAUGGCAGUGUGGAGGAAGCCUUGAGAUCCACCCUUGCUCACACGUGGGCCACGUUUUCCCCAAACAAGCUCCAUACUCACGGUCUAAAGCUUUGGCAAACAGUGUGCGUGCCGCAGAGGUGUGGAUGGAUGACUACAAAGAGAUCUAUUACCACCGAAACCCACAUGCUCGCCUGGAACCAUAUGGAGAUGUGACAGAAAGGAGACUGCUUCGAGAGAAGCUGAAAUGUAAGGACUUCAAAUGGUUCUUGGACAACGUGUACCCAGAGCUUCAUGUACCCGAGGACAGACCAGGCUUCUUUGGAAUGCUGAAGAACAGAGGAAUGGCAAACUUCUGUUUUGAUUAUAACCCUAAAAACGAACAUCAAGUAACUGGACACAGGAUCAUACUGUACCCAUGUCAUGGCAUGGGACAAAAUCAGUUUUUCGAGUAUACAUCUCACAAUGAAAUACGUUACAACACUCGACAGCCAGAAGUCUGUGCAGCAGCGGAUUCAGGGACAGACUACUUGACAAUGUACUUAUGUCACGAAAAUGUCCACAGUAUUCCUGAAGAACAGAAGUUUAUUUUCAGAGAGGAUGGUACCUUGUUUCACCUACAAACCCAGAAGUGUGUACAAGCUGAAUCAAAUGCUUACAAUGGUAACCCAGCACCAUUGCUACGACCAUGUACUGGCUCAGACUAUCAGAAAUGGUUCUUCAAAGAAAGAAGUUGAUCCAGAUGCCACCUAGGAUAUAGCUGAACAGGAAAACAAGUUCUCUCUAGUCACCAGUUAGCCUCUUCAAAAUCACUGGAGUGAUAUAUUUUUGUAUAGAAAGAACUGUGAUUAGUUUACAAGCCUUGGAUUUACUUUUCUGGAUCUGGCACUAAGCAUUGAGAGCUCCAUAGAGUAAGUGCAGUGGUUGUCUCAUGCCACAGAAUCUGCUCUUUUCCUUUCCCCUUUAUUUGGCUGCUAUAGAACUGCGUCUGAAGUGUCUUAGGUCCUUUUCACAAGUGACAAUAUAUUUUUUUAAUCUACUGUGUGAAAGUAAGGCAGUCAAAAUAAUUGCACUAAUGUUAUCUGCCAACAACUUUAAAUGUGUAUUUUUCUACUAAACCAUUCUGCAGUUGGGCCUUGUAACAAAUAGUGGUUGAUAAUUCAUGUCCUUUAAGUACCGAGAAGGUAAAUGGAGGCCAGAUCUGCCCUAAGUGACUACCACAGAACCCCCACUGAAGACUGUGUGGAUUUGCACAUGAAGGCAGAGGUCUGCAUAUUUUUGCACAAAUAACAGUCUAGAUGCAUAAUGAUUGCACAUGCUCAACAGUACUACACUUUAAACGUUGGGACAAUUUUAGAUGCUUAUGGCACUUGAUGAGUUCCUAAUCAUGCUUAAGUCUGGUUUUGGAGCAAAGUGGGGAUUUCUUAAAGAAAUAAGGUAACAAUGUUUAAAAGUGACAGCCUGGGAAAAGCUGUUUAGAUUCACAGCUGUGUCCUAGACUGCACAGCUUUAAUGUUGUAUGGGUUUUCAACAUGCAUAAAACUUUACAAGAUCAGACCCUAGAAGUAAUUCUUUUGACCAGUUUCAAAGUUAAAAGUAGUGAAAACAAAUCUAAGAAAUUGUAUCUUUCAUCAAAUUGUAAACAUUAAAAUGAUUCAGCAACUAACUGGUAUGAUCUGCAGCUGAUAUUAGUAGAAUUGUCUUUCAAAUAUAACUUCCAUUUCGUCUGAGAACUCCUUAUAAAGUUGGCCAGGUCAGUGCAUAGAGUCUUACUGAAAACCUGGGGUUUAAUCUACAGUGGUACAAGAUGUUCUAAGCCAUGGUAUGUGAGAUAUGCCUUACCCAACGAGACAAGUAGUCUGUCUAGCAAUGUAUUUGGUCACUGACCAUCAUCAUUACAAUGUUGCUUAAAAAAGUUCAGCUGUUAAAGUUUCUUUAUCGGCUGGAGGCAUGCGUAUGUGUGUAGAAGCUUGAAAAUGUCAGUCUCUUUUCCCUCAGAAGUCUUGGCAUCUGUUUCAGUGAGUUUUGGGUGUAUUUUGUUAUUUGUGUUUGCUCAUGUUUUCUAUUAAAAAAAAUGUCCAGUCUUUUCUUUACAUUCUUAUAUAUUCAUGCCAUUUCAGCAUACCUAUUUAUACAGAUAAGGGGUGAGUGGAGGGUUUCUGUCUGGUGGAGAUGCCUGUGUAAGUUCUACCAAAGUAAACCCAUGUAGAUGGAAUGUUUUUAUGAGCACCUUUUGUCUCUGUGGUCUCAAAUGAUGAAUCUGAUGUUAGAAUGAAUAAAAUAUUUUGUGUUUUGGUAGAAUGGGAAAUAUCUUUCCAACUUUUUUUUUUUCCUUAUGGUCAGUGGCUUUCUUUUAAUCAUUUCUCUGAGCUAUUAAGGCUCUGGUCCCUGCAGUGCUUAAGAGAAGACAACUUUAUUUUAUGGUCGUUCCCAUUCCCUUUUCUGAACUCAGUAAUGCUUCUGUUCACUUAUUCACAGCAGUGGUGUGCAAUUUGUGGAGCCAGAAAUCAGAACUGUGUGAAUAAAACAACCAAGAGAGCUCCAGCAACACAGAAAGCAUUUUCUAUUAAUUUGUGCUUUGCUUUCUUGAUUGUUGAUUGAAUUACAUUAGUAAAUUAAUGACAGCUCACCUAUUGCAAUUGUAGACAAAACUCUUAUUGAUCUCCAUAAACAAUGAGGUUUUCUUGGCUUUGGGACUUCAGGAUUUCAUAUCAGGUGGUAGUACAAAAGUGAAAUUUAGUGAUUGGAAAUUAUUUUCCAUACAUCUUCACACUCUGUACUUGUUUAAAGGGAAGUGUUGAUGUUUUGGGUUUCUAGUUACAUGCAGAUGAGCUGUUUUCUCAUAUAUUGGCAAACCUGCUGGCCUGGAUUGAAUGUUUGCUGGGCAGUCAUACUUAUCUUGAGUUCAAAAGUAGACACUUAGGUUGCCUGUUCAGUCCAUUUACUUACCAUUUUUUCUCACAGAUGUCCUUUUCUUCUCCACUCACUGGGGCUGUAUUAAUACCUGGCUUCAGAUUUGGAGGGUGAAGGACUGCAUCAAGCACCUUCCAACAACGCACAUCUUUCAACUUCCUUUUGCAGGAGCUCAGGGUUACCUGAUUCUGGGGGCUCAGGGCCAUCACAGGCUAGACUUCGGGCUUCUCCUCAGCAGGGAAGGGACUGGAUGUCUCACAGAAAUGGAAGAACUAGAGGACUUUAGUCACAAAUUAGUAGUCACAAAUUAAUACUUCGUCUGGUUCUAACAUUUUUGAAAAGGAGAGAGAGAGGAACAGUUUCCACAUGGUCCAAAUUAAGAACCAGUAGGUCUCCCCUUCCUCAGUAUUCAUCUUCUUUGUAUACUUACAGCCAUGUCCUUCUUUUUCUGUUUGCCAUGGGAAAAAACUACCCAUGUGAAGCACCCCAAACCUGCAACUCGAGCUUACUGAUAAACUUAGAUUAAAAUAAUGUGAUGCUGGUAGCACAAGCUGGGAAAUCUCAAGUCCUUCCAUUUUGUACCAUCACAGUUCAAAGUGAGAAAGGACGUUUUUUAAAUACAGAGAGAAUGACUGAAUGAAUUGUCCUGAGAAGAUAUCCUCCCAGUGUUCAGUACAUUGUAUAAAAAUCUAGGAUAGAAAUGAAGAAGUCUAAAUUUCAAAUGGAUUUUAUCCUGUCCUCACUGCCUAACUGCAAACACAGUGUGAUUCUGUGUUCUCCCAGGUUGCUUUCCUUCCUCAUCUGAUGUUCCUUUGAUGUCCUCAGUUAUGGACAUGGUUGGGGCACAAAACAGUGCAAAAUGUUUUACAUAUUUUCCAUAUGUUGUGCUGAAUACACCUUGUGAGAGAAACAAUAAUAUGCAAGGAGACUUUAACCCUUAAUAGGUAUUGUCCCCAAAAUGAGAAUUUGGAAAUGUAAUGGGGUUGUUUCUGAUUCUUAAUAAAAAAUAGAAAUAC
Molecule: messenger RNA, 4953 nt
Organism: Pogoniulus pusillus (Red-fronted tinkerbird)
Lineage: Eukaryota; Metazoa; Chordata; Aves; Piciformes; Lybiidae
Gene: GALNT12
Product: polypeptide N-acetylgalactosaminyltransferase 12
Exons: 10
Coding region: 1-1761 (586 amino acids)
Biological process (GO): protein O-linked glycosylation
Cellular component (GO): Golgi apparatus
Molecular function (GO): polypeptide N-acetylgalactosaminyltransferase activity
Source: RefSeq, a predicted model, not a curated record